GAAAAUGAUGAAAAUGGGAAGCUGCGUGUGAGAAAAGAGGCCAUAGACAUUCUGGAUGGGAUCAAGGAGCCGGUGGUGGUGGUGUCUGUGGUGGGACUCUACCGUACUGGGAAAUCUUACCUCAUGAACCGCCUGGCAGGACAACAGACAGGCUUUGCUCUCGGCAACACUAUUGAAUCAAAAACCAAAGGUAUCUGGAUGUGGUGUGUUCCUCACCCUAAUAAAAAAGGACACACUCUGGUGCUGCUGGACACAGAGGGACUUGGGGAUGUAAAGAAGGGAGAUGAGAAACAUGACACAUGGAUCUUCUGUCUGGCUGUUCUUCUCAGCAGCACUCUAGUGUACAACAGCUUAGGAGUCAUUGAUAACAUGGCACUGGAAAAGCUGCACUAUGUUACAGAACUGACGGAGAACAUUCGUGUGAAGGCAGAAGAGAGUCAAGAUGAGAAUGAGUCAGCAGAUUUCAUGAGUGUUUUUCCAUCUUUUGUCUGGGCUGUUCGUGACUUCACUCUGCAACUGAAAAAGGAGGAUAAACCAAUAACAUCAGACGAUUAUCUGGAGGGUGCAUUGGAAUUAAAAAAUGGUAGCUCACCUCAGACUGUGCAGUAUAACCUGCCACGCCGCUGUCUGCGGAAUUUCUUUGCGGAGAGGAAGUGCUUUGUCUUCCCUCGACCUGCUAGUACACAAAACAUGUGGAAAAUGGAGGAGUUGACUGAGAAAGAACUGGACUCAAAGUUCCUUGAGCAGGCAAACACCUUCUGUCAUUACAUCUACAACAAUUCAGAGACAAAAACUGUCAGUGGCAGUCGUACAAUUACUGGAACAGCUCUGGGUAAUCUUGCUGAGGUUUAUGUUGAGGCGAUCCGCAGCGGGAAGAUUCCGUGUCUGGAGAACGCAGUGGUGUCUCUGGCUAAGAUCCAGAAUGUCCGUGCAGUGGAGGAGGCCCUGCAGCUCUACAUGACAGAGAUGUUCAACUCAGUUCAGCUUCCAAUGUGCCCAGAAGAGCUGUCCAACAUCCACACAGAUGCAGAGAAGGCGGCCAUUGAAGUUUUCAUCACUGUGUCCUUCAAUGACAAUUGCCAGAUCUACCAAAAAGAGCUCAUGGGAAAGAUUAAUGAUGAAUAUCAACAGAUGUGCCAGCAGAAUUAUGAUGCAUCUCGCAUGCAGUGUGAGGAAGUUCUGCAUGAUGUGUUUGAUGCAUUGGAAAAAGGAAUUUCUGACGGAUCAUACCUGAAGCCUGGAGGAUCCCAAAAGUACAUAGACAUGUUCAGACAGCUGGCAGAAGAGUACAGAGCAAGAACAGGCUCACAAAUAAUGAGUGAAGAAGUGUUGAGCAAGUUUUUGAAGACAAAAGAAAAUAUUGGAAAAAUGAUUCUACAAGCUGAUCAAUCUCUCAGUGCAGCAGAACAGGAGAAAGAGGGGGAGAAGAUGAAGACAGAGGUUCUAAAGCAGCAGAAAAAAAGCCUAAAGAAACAGAACUGGUUACAGGAGCAGAUGUUUAAAGACAUGCAGAGAACCCAUGAUGAGCAUGUGAUUCAGAUCACUCAUCAGAUGGAAAGAGAGCAGGACAGAAUGAGAAGAGACAAUAAACGAGUCCUUGAAGCCAAACUGAGAGAAAGUCAAGCUCUUCUAAAUAUGGGCUUCCAGAGGGAGGCUGCCCGGAUGCAGAGUGAGAUUAACAGACUGAAAGCAGACAUGGAUAAAGAGAAAUCAUCACAACACUCCAAAUUUGGCCAGGUUUUGAAUUGUAUCGGCAUUGCAACAACAGCCCUUGCACCAGGCUUCACCCCUAAACUGGUUGGUGUUGGUAUUUCCAUGGCAUCAAAUUUUGUUUGAAUACAAGCUUAUUCACACACACCUAAACCUAUAUAACAGUUGAAUCAGAAUUACAGCAGUUUGUCAUUCCUUUAGUCAGUGAAUUAGUCAAAUCAGUUCAUAGGCAUUGCUUACUCACAAGAUGCCAAUUAUUUUGAAAGACCAGUAUA
Carassius auratus (goldfish) is the source of this 1985-nucleotide messenger RNA. RefSeq names its product guanylate-binding protein 1-like. Lineage: Eukaryota; Metazoa; Chordata; Actinopteri; Cypriniformes; Cyprinidae. Gene Ontology annotation, molecular function: GTPase activity; GTP binding. The coding region runs from base 124 to 1836 and encodes 570 amino acids. The transcript has 10 exons. The record is from RefSeq and is a predicted model, not a curated record.